CCGUGGGCGCAUGCUUGUCAUGUUCCAGACCACGAAAUAUAUUUACGUUCAGUUUAACAUAAUUAUUCGGCUUCGAGACAUUGUUGAGUGGUAGAUAUAAGGGAGGAUCGGAGAUAAUCAGUAUGUAUAUACGCUGAUAGACAAGCUACGAACGGGGAUGUUCCGCGAUCAGGAUUUUUUGGGAUGAAAUAACGGAGGUCAAGAGAGACUGAAAAGAAGCGGGAAUACGACUUCUUACAAUGGCCUCGCAAUCAACACCGUUUUCGGGAUAUUUUUGUUAAUAUUUGACCCGGAUUUUUAACCAGAAGUAGCAUACGGUAUUCUUAUAUACACCUGCAAAAUGGCGGAGGAAGGAGAUAUUUUAAACGCGGAGAUACAGCAAGAAAUGUACAUCCCGGUUCGUACGCUUGGCAGAGGGGCUUUCGGAGAAGCGGUGCUUUACAGAAAAAUCGAGGACAAUAUGCUGGUAGUGUGGAAAGAAGUUAACCUUAGCCGAGCGAGUGACAGAGAAAGGGCUGAUGCCCUGAAGGAGAUAGACAUCUUGUCUUUGCUGAAUCAUACAAAUAUUGUGACAUACUUCAACCACUUCAUUGAUGGGACUUCACUAUUUAUUGAAAUGGAAUAUUGCAACGGUGGGACACUGCAUGACAAGAUCUGCGUACAAAAUGAACUUUUUCCUGAAGAGGUUGUCAUCUGGUACUUUUUUCAAAUCUGUGCUGCAGUUGGGCAUAUUCAUGAAAAUGGGAUUGUUCACAGAGAUAUCAAGACAAUGAAUAUUUUCCUUACAAAGUCAGGACUUGUCAAACUGGGAGACUUUGGGAUAUCUAAAAUCCUAGAUUCUGAAGGCAUGGCGGAUUCUAUUGUUGGCACUCCAUAUUACAUGUCCCCAGAGAUUGUUCAAGGAAAAAAAUACAACCAGAAAAGUGAUAUGUGGGCUGUGGGUUGUGUGCUUUAUGAAGUGCUCACACUCAAGCGAGUCUUUGAUGCCUCUAAUCCACUGCGGCUUGUGUCAGAUAUUGUCAAGGGGCAUUAUGAAGAGAUUGAUGAACGGUACACAGAGGAAAUGAACAGUCUUGUAAACAAACUACUCUCUCAGAAUCCAGAUGAUCGGCCCUCAGUCCAAGAACUACUUGAGAUGCCCAUAUUAGCAACUCUUGGGAAAGAAAUGGAGAAAAAGGUCUGGCAGCUCAACUCAUCCACACGUCGUGCAAGGCUGGUGACCCACUCUUCAGAGACAGUCCCGGUCAUCACAUCUAAGACUUGUGAGGUAUAUUUCUGGGGGGCCGGAAAGCAGACACCACAGAAAGUCGACACAUUCGUCCUUGGUAAUACUGCGACUCAGGUUGCGGCUGGCCAUUCACAUUUCGCUAUUGUGACUGUAGAGAAGGAGAUGUUUACUUGGGCGAAUGCACACGGCGGGAAAGGCAUGUCCGGACAGCUGGGACAUGGUGACGUUGCAUGCUACAGGAAUCCCAAGCGAGUAGAUGCUCUUUUUGGCAUCCCAAUUAAGAAGGUUGCAUGUGGUGACGAGUUCACCGCAUGCAUCACAGAUGAUGGCGCACUCUACACGUUUGGCUCUGACUACUUUGGCUGCAUCGGGUGUAGUAACGAGUUGGAUGAAGAGGUUCUCCUCCCCCAUAAGGUCACUUUCUUCAAUGACAAGCCUGUUGAGGACAUCUCCUGUGGGGAUUGUCAUGUGGUCGUCAUGUGUGCAAACAAGGCCAUCUACUCUUGGGGGUGUGGAGAGCAUGGUCGACUUGGAUUGGGAAGCGAAGAUGACUUUGCUUUUCCACAGAAGAUACCACUGCCUACUUCAUGCAAAGUCAAGCGCAUCUACUGUGGUCCAGAGUCCACUUUCCUACUUACGGUCACAGGGCGUGUCCUAGCGUGUGGGAACAACGACGAAAACCAGCUAGGCCUAGACACAUUACACAGCCUGAGAAAACGCUCUAUUAAGGGUCAUGUGCCAAGUGCCAACAGCCCGAAAUUAGUACAGUCCCUCAACAGAUACACCAUUGCUAUUGUGGCUCCUGGGAAAACUCACUCAGCAUUUGUUGAUGUGUAUGGUCGGCUAGUGACUGUUGGUAGUAAUAAGUAUGGUCAGCUUGGCGUAAAUGACUACCAGCAUCACCCCAGCCCUUGCCAGGUGAAGGGUGAACUUGUUAGCAAGCAGGUUGUGGAGGCGGCUUGUGGCGAGGAGUUCACUGUUGUCGCUACUGCAGAAAACAUGGUGUACUCCUUUGGCCGUGGCGAUAAUGGGAGACUGGGGAUCACUCCUGAGAACCUUGGCAAGAAGCGUAAUGGCGUCCCCUGCAGUGCUAUGGCGAGACCCAUAUUUGGCGCGCUACACGUACUCACAAGCAUCGACUGCAAACACUGGAACACUAUCAUCGUUGCAGAAAAAGUGUUGAACUCACGGACAAUCCGAAGAUCAACCCGUUCCCUUGAGUCCCAAAACUCGGCUGGAGAUACUGGCGACGACUCGGUCUUUUCUGACCGUUUACGUAUUGAUGUGGAUAGCACCGGGGACGAAGAUGGUCCCAUUAACAGGCCGCUGAAUCACCUUGCCGAGACAGGCGACUCAGGCGUGGGGCCAUCACCUCGAUCACCAUACCAACAGACGCUUGGUGACACCAGUCCCCCUCCGCCGUGGUUACAGGAUGAGUUGGACCAGGCGGAAGUGAUCUCAUUGAGUUCCAGCUCGAUGAGCUCCAAGAGUUCUUCCAUCCGUCAAUCAUCCACCGACGGUAGCUCGGUUCCAGUCUGGCUCAAGAAGGAGCUGCAAGACGCUGAAUAUAUCCCUAUGGAUAAGGAUUCUCUAGAUGGAAGCCACACACCAUCUCUUCACCUUUCACAAGCUUCCAGCGUCACCUCGGUUGGGAUUCAGUGCUCUCUGGGCACUGGAGACGAGUCUGACGUCGAGAAAGGACUUCUUCAAAGAAUUCUUCAUCUGGAAGAUGAGAGCAAGCAGCUCCGCAAGACAAUCCAGGAGCAGGUCACGCAGAUAAAAUCAUUACAACAUGAGAAAAGCUUAUUAAUAGAGAACCAGAGCAAGUUCUGGGGGCUUGUGGACUCUUGGCAUCGCGAUUGCCAAAGAGCUUCACAACAAACUCCUCCCAGUCCCCGCCAAGCAAGCAACAGAAAGAUGCCACCCAGACCUACAGGGGUCAACGGCACAAUGUCCACCUCGGAGCGAGGCGGCGCAGAACCCAGUCACGAUCCAGCGGUAACCCAACAAGUGAAAGGCGCAACGCAAGACUCCUGGGAAGUUUAGCGGCGUAACGUAUUCAACGCAUCAGUAUUGUUACAUAACGUAAAUUAGGGAAGUUCCAGAAUCUUACGUUAGAUUUUGAAAAAAUUUGAAUGAUUUAGACCCGCCCUCGGGAUACUCGACUUAUUGUAAUUGAUCGGUGUUCUCUCGAGAUUCGCGUUGCAAUCUUUCGUAUAUCUCGUAGUACACCCGAUGAACGUUCGUGCAUUCGUAAUGCACUCGUGGUGCCACCGGCUUUGCUGCUUGUUCGAUUUGCGAUUGUAACUUACCAAACCCAGAUAAGACGAGCUUGCUAGCAAGCAUGUAAAAUGCACCGUUUUAUUUAUUUUACGAGAAUUUUCGCCAAAAGGGUUAUAUUAUAACCGUUUUAAAUCAGCAAAGCUGACCUAUUUAUUAUAACAGAAAGUAUAAUUUUAAAGGCAUCAUCAACUGCGAUGCGCAGAAUUGUAUGUAAAAAAUCGCGGGAAAUUGUUUCUUCACUUUGCUAACCUCAUAUAAUACUCAAGAUGGGAUUUCUUCAAUAAAUCAAAUUAAGUGUCUACAAAAAGAUAAUCGUGUGCUUUUCAAUUAGCAAGAAAUUAUGGAUAGAGCGGGGAAUUCAUUUCCUAAAGAGCUCUGUGGAAUUUUAAAUCCGUAAUACGAUUUUUCGGUUGUUUGAAUGAUUGGUUCUGAUAAUAUUGUCACGGAUGCAAACCGUGGAAAUUGAAUUACUUGUAGGAAAUAAGGUAUAUUAUCCAAUAGAUCGGGAAAGCUAUCAGAGGUCUACCUUGAAGGCUCUUGAUUUGAAAUCGGCAUUUCUUAAAGGAAGUAAUACUUCCUUGGGUAAAGUACGGGUUACAUAGCUAGUUCCUUUGCUUUUUCCCAAAUAUAAAAUAAUACCAUAUAUUAUACCAAUUAUAACAUAUGUAAUUAGUAGGAAAGGGAUUGGAUUAUGUGAAUAAUAACUUUUUGCGUACCCCAGAUGAUCCAGGUGCGGUGGAGAUGACCUAAAUGCGGGGGGGGGGGGAUUUAAGAUCAAGACAAAUAUCAGAGACACCUCUGGGUCAGGGGGUGCUGAUGUAGAACCGAUUUAGACCUUAUCUUUCGUGUAUGGUUGAGGGUAGAGAAUAUUUGUAAAUUUUUGCAUCUCAAAAAAUUUUCAAGCUUCAUAAAAUACAGCUUCACUUUCUUCUUCCCCCUCCACUUUAUUCUAUGUUUAUCACCAUUUUUCACAUUUUUAUCACUUAGUGUGUGCCUCUGCUUCUAACCCGCCGCGUCUGUGAUCAAAUGGGGAAUGCAACUACUUCGGAUAAUCACAACUUUAUUUAUUAUUUCAUGGAAUUAUUUGUUUUACUUCUACGUAAACCAGUACUCACGGAAAUUGAAAGAAAUACUAGUUAUUUACUAUAGUAUCAUUGUAAACAGCACUGAGAAUUAAUUUAUGGGUUGUAUCGUAUCUCCUUCAAAGUUAGCUAUUUAGCCAUGUUAGCUAUGUCAGCUAUCAUUAACACACAGCACAUAAGGCGUUGAUAUCUUUUUUUAAACGAGGUAGAUUUUAUUUUAUUAUUGACAACGUUUAUCAUGUAAAAAUAAUGCUACUAUAAAUCAAUUCUCCAUUGACUAAAGCCCCAAUUUUUUUGGACCAAUAGUAAUUCCCUAUGGUAACUUGGCUUUAUUAUGAUUCUUCUUUAUCUUUUUAUGGGAAAAAAUUCACUUAGAUAAAUGGAACCCAUAAUGGCUGGCGUUCAAUUGUACGUCAAUGCUUUACUUCUCAACUUGGCUUUGUUCCAGGUGAUCAUUAAUUCUUGUGUUUGGUAUUUUAAUGUUAGGCAAAAUAUUUGUAAGGUUAUCAUCUGGGUUGAGCUUAUGAACUAAAUAAUUAUAAACAGUAAUGUUUA
Messenger RNA from Nematostella vectensis (starlet sea anemone), 5148 nucleotides. RefSeq names its product serine/threonine-protein kinase Nek9. The record is from RefSeq and is a predicted model, not a curated record. The transcript is spliced from 31 exons. Lineage: Eukaryota; Metazoa; Cnidaria; Anthozoa; Actiniaria; Edwardsiidae. Gene Ontology annotation, biological process: protein phosphorylation. Bases 341 to 3274 code for a protein of 977 amino acids. Gene Ontology annotation, molecular function: protein kinase activity; ATP binding.